Messenger RNA from Gallus gallus (chicken), 2007 nucleotides. RefSeq names its product chicken D-serine dehydratase (gene CHDSD). The record is from RefSeq and is a predicted model, not a curated record. NCBI's taxonomy places the organism in Eukaryota, Metazoa, Chordata, Aves, Galliformes, Phasianidae. Gene Ontology annotation, biological process: D-serine catabolic process. The transcript is spliced from 8 exons. The coding region runs from base 93 to 1223 and encodes 376 amino acids. Gene Ontology annotation, molecular function: D-serine ammonia-lyase activity.
AGAGGCUGCCGGAGCCGCGCCGGGAGCAGCCACAGCAGUAAGCUUGCAGGUUAAGAGUGGUGGCCCCCCAAACCCCCCCUGGAAGAGUGGCCAUGUGGUUGGGUGCCCUCCUGGACACGCUGCCCACCCCGGCAUUGACCAUCGACCGCACCACAGCGCAUCGCAAUGCCGAGCGCAUGCGGGAGCGCUGCCGGGCCCUGGGCGUCCGCCUGCGACCCCACGUCAAGACCCACAAGACUCUGGAGGGCGGUUUGUUGGCCACCGGCGGCACGCGCCGCGGCAUCGCCGUCUCCACGUUGGCCGAAGCGCGGUUCUUUGCGGAUGGAGGCUUUGAUGACAUCCUGUUGGCCUACCCCGUGCCCACUGCGCGGCUGGAGGAGUGUGCGGGGCUGGCACGGCGCCUCGACGCCUUCCACGUGCUGCUGGACCGCCCCGAGGCUCUGGCCAGCCUGCGGCAGCGGCCGCUUGGCCAUGGCAAGCGUUGGCUCGUCUGGCUGAAGCUCGACUGCGGCAACGGCAGAGCCGGCGUGCGCCCGACGGACCCUGCUGCCCUGGAGCUGGCCCAGGCCAUCGCCAACGAUGCACCCGAGGAGGUGACAUUGGUUGGGGUCUACGCACACUGUGGGAACACCUAUGGCUGCAGCGGGGCAGACACCAUCCAGGCCAUCGCCAGGACCACCACCAACGCUGUCCUCAGCUUUGUGGCUGCGCUGAGGCAGGCCGGUGUGCCCUGUCCCCAAGCCAGCAUCGGCUCCACUCCAUCCUGCAGCCACCCCAUCCCUGAGAUGUCCCAGCUCACCGAGCUGCACCCGGGCAACUACAUCUUCUACGACCUGCAGCAAACACAGCUGGGCUCCUGCCAGCCCCAGGACGUGGCCAUCCGCGUCCUCACGCGGGUUAUCGGGCACUACGCGCACCGAGGGCAGCUGCUGGUGGACUGCGGUUGGGCAGCACUCAGCCUGCACGGGGCAGGAGCAGGACAGGGCCCCCAGGGCUGCGCUGCCAUCGACGGGCACCCCGAGCUGCGGUUGGUGGGGCUGACGCAGGAGCACGGGCUGCUGGAGCACGCUGGUGGGCAGAUGGAUUUCGGGAGGUUCCCCGUGGGCAGCGUGCUGGCGCUCAUCCCAUACCACGCGUGCGCCACGGCGGCCAUGCACCCUGUGUACUACGUGCAUGAGGAAGGGAAGGUGGUGGCCCUAUGGCACCCCGUGCGUGGCUGGUAGGGCCCCCCAUCCCGCUGCCCAUAAUGAGGUCCUGCGCCCAAGAUGAGGUCCUGUACCCAUAACGAGGUCCUGCGCCCACAAUGUCCCGCAACUACACCGAGGUCUUGCAACCCUGCUGAGAUCCUCACGGCCAACACGAGGUCCUGCAACCACGCUGAGGCCCUGCAGCCAUGCCGACAUCCUAUGGGCAUCACGAGGUCGUGAAGCCAUGAUGUGACCCUACACCCGUGAUAAGACCCUAUACCCAUGCUGAGAUCCUACGCCUACGUCACGAUGCUGAAACCACACUGAGCUCCUACAACCCUGAUCAUGUCCCGCAUCCGUGCUGAGAUCCUUCACCCAUCCUGAAGUCCUACACCCACACCAGGAUCAUGGAAUCAUAGAAUGGUUGGGGUUGGAAGGGACCCAAAGCAUCGUGAAGCUCCAACCUCCCCACCCCACACAGGGCCAUAAACCUCCAUAUUCAAUACCAACCCAGGCUGCCCAGGGCUCCAUCCAACCUGGCCUUGAACACCCCCAGGGAUGGGGCAUCCACAGCCUCACUGGGCAGCUGUUCCUGCACCCACGUUGAGACCCUACACCCACACUGAGAUCCCACACCCGUAACACUGUCCUGCAUCCAUGCUGAGAUCCUAUCCUCAUCCUAAGGUCCCACGCCCAAGAUUCCGUACUCACAGAGAUCCCACACCCACGCUGAGAUCCUACACUCACGCUGAGAUCCUGUAUGUGUGCUGAGAUUCUGCGCCCACUUCCUCACCAGGGCUCAAUAAAGUCGCUUUUCCCA